Molecule: messenger RNA, 2130 nt
Organism: Boleophthalmus pectinirostris (great blue-spotted mudskipper)
Lineage: Eukaryota; Metazoa; Chordata; Actinopteri; Gobiiformes; Gobiidae
Product: 60 kDa lysophospholipase-like
Exons: 16
Coding region: 104-1888 (594 amino acids)
Biological process (GO): amino acid metabolic process
Molecular function (GO): asparaginase activity; protein binding
Source: RefSeq, a predicted model, not a curated record
GAAACAUGCAGUGGUUCACAGCUCUGUUCUCGAGGGUGUUUGUGGACUGUGAUAGACUGAAGACUCAGGGUGCUCUAGGAGGCUGGUGCACACGGAAAUCAUCAUGGCGCAACUGAUAUCAUUAGCCCAGGCACUUUCACAGCCAAUUUUAGAUACCAUAGCAUCUACUGAGAUGCCACAUCUGACCAGCAGAAGACAGCCGGUGUUAAAGGAGAAGGUGCUCCUUGUCAUCUACACUGGAGGAACCAUCGGGAUGAAAUACAAAGAUGGCGGGCUUGUCCCCAUACCCCAUGCACUUGAAAAGUUCCUACGUGAACUUCCCAUUCUCCACGAUGAGGAGUACGCCAAAAAACACGACCUCAACAAACGUUAUGGAGAACACGCUCUGGUCCUACCGAACAAUGAAAAGGACUCAGAGGCCAGUAGGAUAGUCUACAUAAUAGAGGAGUACAACCCGCUGCUGGACUCUUCAAACAUGACUCCAGAGGACUGGGCCAAGAUUGGAAAGGACAUUGAGAAAAACUAUGGGUUACAUGAUGGGUUUGUGAUUCUCCAUGGGACAGACACUAUGGCUUACACAGCCUCAGCCCUGUCCUUCAUGUGUGAGCAUCUGGGCAAACCGGUUAUAAUCACAGGUGCACAGGUGCCAAUAUAUGAUGUACGAAAUGAUGGCAUGGAGAACCUCUUGGUGGCGCUGUUGAUCGCAGGAACAUAUGACAUCCCUGAGGUGGGUUUAUACUUCCAUGACACACUGUACAGAGGCAAUCGUGUGACCAAGGUGGAUGCUGAGAGCUUUGGAGCGUUCUCUUCUCCUAAUCUGGCACCUCUGGUCACCACUGGAGUGAACAUUACAGUUAACUGGGACAUCGUGUGGAGGGACAAAUCUAAGCAAAAGUUUCAAGUGAGCACAGAGAUGAACCAAAAUGUGGGGCUGCUGCGGAUCUUUCCAGGCAUCACUGCCACCACUGUCCGGGCCUUCCUCCAGCCUCCGAUAGAGGGAGUUAUUCUGGAGACGUACGGCUCUGGAAAUGCCCCAGACAAAAACCAGGGACUGCUCGAUGCGCUGAAGGAGGCCACGGACUCUGGGGUCAUUAUCGUCAACUGUACACAGUGCCUGAGGGGAACUGUUUCCUUAACUUAUGCAACCGGGGCGGCUUUGGAGAAAGCAGGAGUGGUUCCUGGUGCUGAUAUGACGCCUGAAGCUGCACUGACAAAGUUGUCCUAUGUGUUGGCAAAGAAAGACUGGACUCUAGAAGAAAAGAAAAGGAUGAUGAAACUGAACCUCCGAGGUGAGAUGAUCCAAGCCGAGAGUGAAGCCAAGCUGUGCCUGAGUGACAGUUGUGUCAUCCAGGCCAUUGCCAAAUCUCUGAGCCUCAGCUGCACCGAGGAGUUGGGAGCAGUCCGUGAUGCCCUGACCCCCUCGCUCGCCUGUGCUGCUGCUAAGACUGGAGACAUUGAGGCGCUCGAGGCCUUAAAACAAUUGGGCAGCCAUUUGUUUUUCGGAGACUAUGAUGGACGGACGCCUCUGCACGUGGCGUGUUGUGAGGGAAACCUCAACGCAGUGCAGUACCUGCUGAGCCAGGGUGCCACAGUGCAUGCUAAAGAUCGCUAUGGAGCCACUCCCCUGAGCAACGCAGUACACUUUAGACACAAGGAAGUGGUGGAGUUACUGAGGAAGACUGGAGCUCACUUGUCUCGUGAUGAACUGAAUGAAGCAGGUGUAGAGCUGUGCAGCCUGGCAGCCAGGGGUGACUUGGAGGGUCUGGAAAUCUGGAUCCUCGCUGGUGCAGAUUUGACCAAACCAGGACCUGAUGGACAGACCGCCCUUCAAGUGGCUCAGUCGGCUGGACAGAAAGAAGUGGUAGCAACUUUUUUCAGCUGCUCAUGAGCAAAAGAACCAAGAAGGGGAUCAAGUUCAUUGUAUCAGGACUGUGAAACCCCACAGGACCAUGCCACCUUUCCAGCCACUUUGCAGUCUUCCUUCCCAGCUUCAUUUAGCAGUAAAUCAUGAACAUGUCCACUGUCCCUGGGCUGUCAUGGGGCUUUGAAAUAUAUAUAACCUAACAAUGUGCAUGCCAAAUUUAUCUUACUUUACUCUGCCUUGAAUAAAUGAUGUUUUCAAAACCAUAA